This is a messenger RNA of Thyridium curvatum, 948 nucleotides long. RefSeq lists its product as uncharacterized. The coding region runs from base 1 to 948 and encodes 315 amino acids. Gene Ontology annotation, molecular function: uroporphyrinogen-III synthase activity. The record is from RefSeq and is a predicted model, not a curated record. The transcript has a single exon. Gene Ontology annotation, biological process: uroporphyrinogen III biosynthetic process. NCBI's taxonomy places the organism in Eukaryota, Fungi, Ascomycota, Sordariomycetes, Thyridiales, Thyridiaceae.
AUGGCGGCCCCAGGGGUCGAUGCCUCAGCGGGCAGGAUACCCGUGCUCUUGCUCAAGACCAGAUCCAGCCCCAGCGAUGCCUACGAGGAGCUCUUCUCGUCACGGCAUAACGGCUUGCACUUCGAGCCCAUCUUUGUGCCUGUACUCGAGCACAAGUUCCGCGACACAGAGAUGAAGCUUGUCGCCGGCUUGUUGCAGAGAGGUGAGAUGGGGAAGGGCCCCGAGUGCACGUAUGGCGGCAUGGUCUUCACUUCGCAGCGAGCCGUCGAGGCCUUUGCAAAGCUCGUGCGCGAGACGCCGGCCGACGCGCCGUGCCGACACGCACUGGCCGAGGUGCCCGUCUAUAGCGUCGGCCCGGCCACCACGAGGGCCCUCAGGGCCGUGAUGCAGGAACCCUCCCUCCAGAUCUUUGGCGAGGAGACGGGCAACGGAGAGGCACUCGCUCCCUUCAUCAUGCAGCACUACGGCCAGUGGUACGAGGACAGGGUGCCGAAGCCCCCGCUACUGUUCCUGGUUGGCGAGCAGAGGCGAGACGUCAUCCCCAGGACGCUCAUGAGCGAGUCCCUCCCCGAGCUCGACAGAAUACGGGUCGACGAGACUGUCAUCUACGGCACGGGGGUCAUGGAGUCGUUCAAGGACGACUUUGAGCAGGCUCUGAGCGCCACCCGCGACCGCAGCAUGAGAUGGGUCGUGGUCUUCUCGCCGACGGGGUGCGACAGCAUGCUACAGCGCAUGGGGCUACUGGACUCCGCAACGGGUGAGGCCAGGUCGAGGAGGGCCCAGGGCCUGGAGUCUACCCUGAUCGCUGCCAUAGGGCCGACGACACGAAAGCACCUCCAUUCAUUUGGGUUCGAGCCCGAGGUCUGCGCCGAGCAGCCGAGCCCGGAGGGUGUGUGGAAUGGCAUCACCAGGCAUAUGGCAGGCUUGGAGGCGCACGGGGCGGAGUGA